UUCUGUUGCAGCCUAACAUAUUUCUAUCGUAAUCUAGUCCGUUCGUACGUUCUGUUGACUAUUUGAACACCUCUACUCUAUCACCAACGCUUCUCGUCUGGCAUGUUGCCGACUAAUCUUGUUAUUCAAUCGAUGCAGGGACAACCCUGCUCCAGACCGUCCCGGCGAGUUUCACGUUCGCAUUCCUAUGAUCAACCUCCAAACAGCGUCAACAUUGUGUCACGGCGCCAAGGCUCUUCAUCCUUCCCCAUCCACGACCGCUUACCCUCAGAUGCAUCACAUACAUCGUGGUCGUCUGACCACCCUGUCUCCUCGGUACCGACUCUCUCUCCCACAUCGACUUACAGCACGUUGUCUUGGUCUGGAAGUUCUCGCACCCAAGAACGACUAUCACCCAUAACCCCCGAACUCUUUUACUCGCCGUCGACCACUAUCGCAUCUCCUGAGGUGACACCUAUUACCGCAUUCCUUUCCGAAUUCUAUGAACCAGAUUCAAAAUCGGGCAGCGGUACUCGCACGCUGGUCCAUUUAUCUCGAGGCGAUCCUCGACGACUGGAUCUCUUCGGAGAGAGAGACAGGAAUGGUAUGAAAAAUGCAAUACUCACGGAAUCUCCAGUCAGUUACCUGGCUGAUGGGGCUAAUCCGCCUCUUCCCGACGAUAUACACCUGAUAGAGACACCAACACCAAUACCAUUGAGCGCGGCAAGCUGUGCGCAUGGUCAGGGUUCAGGACAUGAAGUUGACGUUCGCAAGUCUCGUCGCUUUUGCCGGGACUUUGGAGAGCCUGUCCCAUCAAAGGACCCCAUCUAUGACGAAUUUCCCACACAUCUUGCAAAGGACUUGCCGACAACACCUUUGUCUUCCUCUCCCCCAUCUCCGCUGAGUCAUGACCUCCUACCCCCACCUUCACGUUCAGAGGUCUGUAACCUUUUCUCUGAGGACGAAACUACUGCCGUUAGGGAAUUUUUGAGGAUAUGGGGUUCAAACAAGAGGGUGAAGAAAUCUUCAUCGAAGCUGCAGGUGAUUGAAGAUGAAGCCCCAGGUACUCAGGGUGAUGAUGAUUAUUCAUGGGAGGCCGCAGAAGUUGAGGACGAUGUUGGAGAUUCCGCGUCUUGCAGCAUGCUUCUUCACGAAGUUAGCGAGAUGGUGGGCAUCUCGCUUGAAACAUCGAUGGUGGAAGGCCAGUCCUCGAUCGCAUCCACACCUCCAGGGCUUGAUACACUGGGUCGAUUGAUCCAGGAUAGUCAUGAGAGUUCACAAAUCCUAGGCCUACGUUCGUCUUAUCAGUCUGCCCCCCCAGACGGUGCCAACGUGUGCGACAGGACUUCGACGAGUUCCUGUCACCGUAUGGAUCCCCUUGACGUCGCACCUCGACAUUCAGUAACCUCCAGUUUAGUCCUGGGCAGCAAUCCUUCCAUUCGUGAAUAUGCAGUAGCUGCCAAGCCGGUGGAUGUACCUGUCAUCGUAGCGCUUACCUCAAAUGAAGCCUAUUCGGCGAAUUCCUGCGACGGCUUGGUUCCGGACCGACAACUAAGCCUUCGCAGGUCCAGGUCUACCGAUGGCAACCUAAGGCGCCGCGGACAGAUCUUCAACGUGGAGAAACAAGUCAUGGGUGCUGUGCCUAGUGGCGUGGUUGAUUCAUGCACGUCCUAUAUACCUACGAGAGAUGCGCCGCCGCUUCCACCUCUACCACCUCCCUCCGGAUCUGUGAGACCUGUUUCGGCACUCGACAGGCUUGAGUCUAGCUUGUCAAGGCUCAAGGCGCACAAUUCGCAGUCGCGGAAGUCCAGUAAAGCUAAUGUGCCUUCAGAAAACCGAAGACCAUCUCCAUUCACUACCUCACGAGAGCGCAAGCAUCACUCCAGCGUCGCCGCUCGUCUUCCGGACUCUCGUUCUGGACACGGACGUCACUUCUCGAGCCCCAUGGCCGAUGUGACAGCUCAUCGGAACCAUCGUAAGCCGCCUCGGGUUGAAACUGAUCCCAUCAAUGCGCGCCUGAAGGAGCGCGAUGCAAAGCUAUAUCCGUACUCGGAGAACCCAGAGUCGGCUAUAAGAUCAUUCAUGGAAAUGGAUGUGGUACCACCCCCGCCUCCCCCUCCUCGGACAUCGAGAUUGGGGAGAGUUGCUGCCAGAUUGAGCCGGGGUAUAACGAAUUGGGGAAGGAAUAUCGGAUCUAAGGGCAAGGAAUCUUCAUAGGGCUCGGUGUAUACUGAUUUGUAGCCAUUGUGCGUGUGCGUUCUUUCGAUUUGUCCUACGACUUUUACAUUGUAUGGCAAGAUCUGGUAGCUAUGUAUCUAAUGUGUAUUUAGCUUUGUAACGUCCCCGAUAUCCUAAUACUUUGACACGGAUUACAAAUCUGAUU
Suillus fuscotomentosus is the source of this 2362-nucleotide messenger RNA. RefSeq lists its product as uncharacterized. NCBI's taxonomy places the organism in Eukaryota, Fungi, Basidiomycota, Agaricomycetes, Boletales, Suillaceae. The transcript is spliced from 3 exons. The record is from RefSeq and is a predicted model, not a curated record. The coding region runs from base 103 to 2196 and encodes 697 amino acids.